Molecule: messenger RNA, 2063 nt
Organism: Clarias gariepinus (North African catfish)
Lineage: Eukaryota; Metazoa; Chordata; Actinopteri; Siluriformes; Clariidae
Gene: lpcat1
Product: lysophosphatidylcholine acyltransferase 1
Exons: 14
Coding region: 210-1793 (527 amino acids)
Molecular function (GO): calcium ion binding
Source: RefSeq, a predicted model, not a curated record
CGCGCUGAAGUGCAGCGUUAUUAUAUACACUAAAGAGACUCGUUCGCGCGUGUGGAAAAGCACGUGAUCACCAGAUACCAGAUUAUGAACCACUGGACUGAUUAAAAAGCUUGAACUCAGAAGAGUCUUCUGGACUUUAACUCAGAAGAAGUGUCGGAUUAAGAGUUUUAUUUCUUUUCAGUUUUUUUUUGUUUGCUGGUUUGGUGAGAAUGAAGCUGGUAAAGAGAGCUCAGAUAGCAGCUGGAAACAAAGCGGAUUCCCGAGUUUCUUCACCAACACACUUCACAAAUCCUUUUAUAAACGAUCUGAGGUUCACUCCUGCGCAGAAAGUCACGAUUGCAUUGAUGUCUGUGACAGUGUUUCCGGUGCGACUGCUCUGCUGUGCCUUUUUCAUGCUGCUUGCGUGGCCUUUUGCGUUUGUGGCCACUGUGGGCCGCACCGAGGACGUUGUGGAGCCCCUUUCCUGGUGGAGAUGGCUGGUGGAUCUCAUCAUGAAGGGCCUCAUGAGGGCGUUGUGGUUUUCCGGAGGUUUCCACUGGAUUCGGGUAAAAGGCAGACCGGCUCUGGCCAGUGAAGCGCCCAUCCUCACGCUGGCACCACACUCGUCUUACUUCGAUGCCAUUCCUGUGACCAUGACCAUGUCAUCGAUGGUGAUGGUAUCAACCAGCAAAGACAUUCCUGUCUGGGGAACACUGAGUAAGUUCAUCCGUCCGGUGUUUGUGUCACGCUCGGAUCCUGAUUCCCGUAGGAAGACGGUGGAGGAGCUUAAACGCAGGGCACACUCAGCAGGCCAGUGGCCUCAGAUGAUGAUUUUUCCCGAGGGAACCUGCACCAACAGAUCCUGCCUCAUCACAUUUAAGCCUGGUGCGUUUAUUCCUGGGGUUCCAGUUCAGCCAGUGACUCUGCGCUAUCCUAAUAAACUGGACACAAUCUCGUGGACGUGGCAAGGACCUCGAGCGCUGAAGCUCCUGUGGCUCACGUUGUGUCAGUUGCACAAUUCUAUAGAGAUCGAGUUUCUCCCAGUUUACACACCAUCGGAGGAAGAGAAAAACGAUCCUGCUCUGUUCGCCAACAACGUGAGACGCAUCAUGGCCAAAGCUCUGCAAGUACCAACUGUGGACUACUCGUUUGAAGACUGCCAGCUUUCAAUGGUCAAAGGUCCCCUGUGUUUGCCCAGCCACUCGUGCUUGCUGGAGUUCUCCAGACUGGUGCGUAACCUUGGUCUAAAGAAGGGAGUCACAGAUCAGUUUCUGCAGGAAGAGGGCAAACGAGCCUGCAACCUUUCUGGACACAAACUUAGUCUGAAGGAAUUUGCAGAGUACUUAAAGCUUCCAGUGACGGACACUCUUCAGGACAUCUUUGCACUUUUUGAGGAGCAUGGUCAGAUGGAUGUGCGGGAAUACGUCAUUGCGUUCUCAGUGAUCUGCAGACCCUCUAAGUAUCUCGACACCCUUCAGCUCGCCUUCAGCAUGUUCGGGGCUGAGGAGGACGGCGCAGUUGUAGAAGACGAGUUAGCAGUCAUUCUGAAAUCAGCUCUUGGAGUGGAGGAUCUCGAUGUGGGCGAGGUCUUCAGAGCUGUUGAUACUGGAGACACAGGAAAGAUUGUCUUUGAUGAUUUUUGCCGUUUUAUGGAGAGCUGUCCGGACUUCAUGGAGGUGUACCGUUGUGUCGAAGGAUCAUUCGCACGCAUGUGUUCUGGACUCAUGCAACCUGCAAGCAACAGCUUCUGCCCUGACUUUAGCCCUCAGGACCAAAACACACACAACACAAAAGACAGCAAGAAACAUGACUGAUCUAUUUCUGAGCGGUCGACCUGUAUGGAUGUUGUGUUCAAGAGUGUUUGAGAGAAUGACAAAGAAAAAGAAACUCUUUUCUUUCUUUUGGAUUCGAAUGUUUUCUACUGAACACUGAAUUUUUGUUGUCACUGCAUUAACAGGUCUUCCAAAAACUGAACGGACUCUAAAUUUUAGUUUGUGCAUCAUCAUCAUCAUCAUGACUAUUAUUAUAACUAUUAUUAUUAUUAUUAUUAUUAUUCUCAUUAAAGGAAAUCAAAUACAUGAACC